UCCGGGCGAGGUGAGGAGGUGGGGCGGCGGCGGCGGCGACCGGGGAGCGGUGCAUUGUGGGGCCGCCGAGGGGGCGGGGGUGAGCAAGAUGGCGGCUCCCUCCCUCCUGAACUGGAGGCGGGUUUCCUCGUUCACGGGGCAGGUCCCCCGUGCCCGACACGGCCACCGGGCCGUGGCCAUCCGGGAGCUCAUGAUCAUCUUCGGCGGAGGCAACGAGGGCAUAGCGGAUGAACUGCACGUCUACAACACAGUUACAAACCAGUGGUUCCUGCCUGCUGUUAGAGGUGAUAUUCCUCCAGGCUGUGCUGCCCAUGGGUUUGUCUGUGAUGGCACCAGAAUCCUGGUCUUUGGAGGAAUGGUUGAAUAUGGAAGGUACAGCAAUGAGCUCUAUGAAUUACAGGCAAGCCGUUGGCUUUGGAAAAAAGUGAAACCUCGACCUCCUGCUACUGGUUUACCUCCUUGUCCUCGACUUGGGCAUAGCUUUUCUUUAUAUGGUAAUAAGUGUUAUUUAUUUGGUGGCCUGGCCAAUGAGAGUGAAGAUUCAAACAGUAACGUCCCCAGAUAUUUAAAUGACUUCUAUGAACUGGAGUUGCAGCAUGGGUCUGGCGUCGUGGGUUGGAGCAUUCCAGUGACCAAAGGGAUCAUGCCUUCCCCACGAGAAUCCCACACAGCCGUUAUAUAUUGCAGGAAAGAUUCAGGGAAUCCCAAAAUGUACAUUUUUGGUGGAAUGUGUGGUUCCCGACUUGAUGACUUAUGGCAACUUGAUCUAGAAACCAUGUCCUGGUCCCAACCAGAAACCAAAGGAUCUGUACCGCUCCCGAGAAGUCUUCACACAGCUAAUGUCAUAGGAAACAAGAUGUACAUUUUUGGUGGAUGGGUUCCACAAACCAUGAACAGCAUCGAAGCUUCUUCUCGGGACUGCGAAUGGCGGUGUACCAGCUCAUUUUCUUACCUAAAUUUGGAUACAGCAGAAUGGACAAGUUUAGUCUCCGAUUCUCAGGAAGACAAAAAGAAUUUACGGCCAAGACCAAGAGCUGGCCACUGUGCUGUUGCCAUCGGGACACGCCUCUACUUCUGGAGUGGAAGGGAUGGCUACAAAAAGGCCAUGAAUAACCAAGUUUGCUGCAAAGAUCUGUGGUACCUUGAUACUGAGAAACCACCAGCACCAUCACAAGUCCAGGUGAUCAAAGCUACUACAAACUCUUUCCAAGUGAAAUGGGAUGAAGUUCCUACUGUGGAAGGCUAUCUUCUUCAGCUGAACACAGACCUGCCGUACCUCACAGCGUCACCGGAUUCUCACACAAACUUGCCAGGAAUCCAAGCAAGUUUCCCCAGACAAGCCAGUAAUAACACUGUUCCCAACAACAUGCCAGUCUCUCUCUUGUCUCAAGAAUUGUUAAAGCUAGAAGACACGGGAAAUAGUACAGAAUCUGACCACAUAAUCAUGAAAGGAACUGCGGUAAAAAGCCAAUCGGAUCUUAAAGAAAUGGAGUCCAACACUUCUUCUCUCCCAUCCUUUGCUUUGGCGACUAAUGUGGCAGAUGGUAGCUGUUCAGCAAAGGUGCUCAAGAAAAAUGAAGGUGCUCAAACUUCAAUGAAUGUCAGUGAGUCAUAUGGUCUGGAUUUAAGGACAGUAAAUCCUGAAACUGCUGCAGCCAGUGCCAUUUCUGGUGUUCGUGCCAUGGUACCCCAUCGGGUCAUUAAAACAGAGUCAUCCAGUACAAACGGAGCAGUCAUUAAAGACGAAACAUCGCUAACAGCAUUCAGUGCAAAAUCAGAAGCUGAUGAAGCCUUCAUGCAACCCACAACUAAGGUCAGCUCUGCCGAAACCCAAGACUCUGCUAUUCCGUUAUCAAAAGAUACGCCUUCAAAGCCAACGACCCUAGAAAAAAGAGGAGAAAGACAGUGGUGUGAUGUGGGGAUCUUCAAAAACAACACUGCUCUGGUCAACCAGUUCUACUUGCUGCCAAAAGGAAAGCAAAAUAUCUCGAAGGUAGGAAAUACAGAUGUCCCAGACUACAGUUUACUUAAGAAACAAGAUCUUGUUCCAGGCACAGUGUACAGAUUCAGGAUCGCUGCAAUCAAUGGCUGUGGGAUAGGCCCUUUCAGCAAAAUCAGUGAAUUUAAAACUUGUAUCCCUGGUUUUCCUGGGGCACCUUGUGCUGUCAGAAUCUCAAAGAAUGUGGACUGUAUCCACCUUUCCUGGGAACCUCCAGCUUCACCCUCUGGAAAUAUUUUGGAAUAUUCUGCCUACUUAGCUAUUCGUACAGCACAGGUGCCAGAUAAUCCAAGUCAGCCCAUGUUCAUGCGGAUUUAUUGUGGCCUGAAAACUUCCUGCGUAGUAACUGCGGGGCAGCUCGCCAAUGCACAUGUUGAUUACACCUCCAGGCCUGCCAUUGUGUUCAGAAUAUCAGCCAAGAAUGAAAAGGGAUAUGGACCGGCUACCCAGGUUCGAUGGCUUCAAGAAAGGAAGGAGUCAAGUUCAAAGUAGAAGAUGCACCUUAAUGGGAGAGAAGUUUUGACAAAGUAUUUUAAACAUUUGUAAGAUUUUGUAAAUGUCCUAAAUGUUUUAUUUUUGCAUUGUUUUUUAACCUUGAAAUUGUACACACAUUUUUUACAUCUUAAAUAUAAGCAUCGGACAGCCUUACUCAGGUGUGAUUCCAUCCUUUGGUAGGUAGGGAGGUGUUACGAGGCUCCAGGGCGCUUGUCUGUAGCCGUUGUUAGUGAUUUCAUAGAACCACUUCCUGUUCACCUCGGAAAUCGACAUUGAGCAAUAAUUGCAGUGCGGAUGUCCAGAAUGAAGAACCACCCAGGACUGUUUGCAAUCAUUUUUUUAUGCCAUUUAGGGUGAGUAGGGGAUGUCUUAACUUAAUGCACAGUUUCCAUUGGACAAAUUGAAUGAAUUGAUGUAUGUAUGUUCCAACGACUAAUUUAAGAUGUAUAGAAUAUUUUAAUAUAUAACUUUUGUAAAGAAUCGGGAUUUUUAUACUACAGUAUUUGUAAUGAAUGUGUCUUACCAAGGUUUUCCUGAAGAAAUAUGCAAAAUCUUCGACACUCCAAAUGAGAGACCCUGAACUCUAAGGCAAAAUAAAUGCACUACUCUUGUGUUAGGUAACCUUGGCCUUUUUUGGGGGGAGGGGGAUGGAUGGUAGAUGAGAUGUAUGAAUUUUUAGACCUAUAUCUUAAAAACAAUGUUUACAAUGAGCUUCUCCGGCCUGCCAGCUCUGCCCCUCCUGACUCCGAGAGCUGCCAGCAGCCACAUUUAUUUAACCUGUAUGCAUUGCUUUGGGCAUACGCUUGCUUUUUGCACUGGUAGAAUUUUAACUUACCUCAUUAUUAUGUUCGUAAUCAUUUUUGUAUGGCUUCCAUAACGUGUCUGAAAUACUUAGACUAAAUAAAUAUUUAACCAAAGUUUGAAAUAAAAUGGUAAGCAAUUUUGCACAUAUUAAAUGCCAAGGGAUCCUGUACGUGUGCUUUCGUGACUUUUUUUUCCCAAGCUGGGGGAUUGGCUAUAAAGUCAUAAGCAAGUGUUUCAGGCAUGGUUAUUUUUAAGGACUUACUUGUAUUAUUUCAAUAAUCCUCAGCUAACACCAGCUUUUUUGGAAAAUCCUUUUAGUCUGCAUUAAUUGGUUGGUAGAUUUAUAAAGCACUUCUCACUGACAGGAGUUAAUUGAUCUCUAGCUUAGACUGUUUCUUUGAUGGGUGUAAGUAUUUAGUACCUAGCUUUCUCCAUGCUAAGCUUAGCAGUGAAUUUGCACCUCAAUUCUAAAAAAGGGGUUCUGAUAUUGGAGAGUGAGAGGCAGAUCUACAUGAAGAAUGUUAUGAGUGGAAUAAGCCUUCCAGAUUUCAAAAAAAUUAUCUAGACAUUCAUACAUUCUUUGUGAUGAUCUCAGAGGAAAUAUUCUGGUGAGGUGACAGCUGCAGUGGGGACAUUCCUAACUUUGCCAUUUUGCUAAUGACUGAUCGGAGGCUUCUGUUGAUAAACAGCUGGAGGGAACUUGGAGGGGGAGGGAUGCAGUGAAGAGAGCCCUGAGCCUGGAGGCAGGAAGAUCUGAGUUCAAAUCUAGCCUCGGACAUUUACUAGCUGUGUGACCCUAAGCAAGUCACCUGCCUCAGUUUUUUUCAACUGUAAAAUGGUAAUGAUUUCCUGCCUCACAGGGUUGUUAUGAGGUUCAGAUGAGAUAAUAUUUGUAAAACAGCUUAGCACUAUGCCUGGCACCUAAUAGAUACCAUAUGAACCUUUAUUCCUUCCCCCUAAGCACCCAUGGCUUCUCUCUAAUGGAAUAGUUCUUUCAAGAAUCCCCAUGUAUUCCUUUUGGGGAUAAUCUGCAGACAGAAUUUUCUAUAACCUUAUCUGCAGUAAGCUAUGUUGCCUUUUUCCUCCCUUCCCAGCUCUAUAAGCAAAUUUAAUUGUAGUAAUAUCAUAGAACAUCAUCCAUAUCUUCUUGCUUGGUAAUCUCAGCCCACUGUGUUAGGUAGUGAAUUCCUGGUGCUAUGUGCUCUCCGAGUAUGUUUUCAGAAUAUUGUUCUUUUCCUAUUUAAUUAGUUUUGUUGGCAAUUGAGGAGGGGGAAACUUGGAAACUAUUUGUUUUUUAAAAACAUAGUUAAUUCUGACUGCAUGUAGAGAAGCUCCCAUUAUUCAUUCAUCAAACCCAACUGGAAAAAGGGGAACGUGUAAAUCUAUUUUUUUUUUCAGCUGUUGUUAAGAAUCUUCUCAUUAAAGUCAUAGGCUCUACAAUGCCAAGGUUAAUUUUAAUCAUUGCAGAAUUUUACAAUUAAAAGCUAUUUAUAUCAUUAGAAAUUCUCUCAUUGUUGCUAUUGAAAAUAGCUUGUGCUCCAAUCAUAAACAGUUUUAUUUUAAUAGACUUUGUCUGUGAUUUAAUUGCCUUGUGGAGUUUCCAAGACUAUUUUAGGCCAUUCCCAUGUAAUGUGUAUUCAUUGAUCUGUAAAACAAAGCACUUUUUUUAACCAUUAAAUAUUUAAAAACAAA
Molecule: messenger RNA, 4990 nt
Organism: Monodelphis domestica (gray short-tailed opossum)
Lineage: Eukaryota; Metazoa; Chordata; Mammalia; Didelphimorphia; Didelphidae
Gene: HCFC2
Product: host cell factor C2
Biological process (GO): chromatin remodeling; regulation of DNA-templated transcription
Cellular component (GO): histone methyltransferase complex
Molecular function (GO): protein binding; transcription coactivator activity
Source: RefSeq, a predicted model, not a curated record